Molecule: messenger RNA, 3002 nt
Organism: Portunus trituberculatus (swimming crab)
Lineage: Eukaryota; Metazoa; Arthropoda; Malacostraca; Decapoda; Portunidae
Product: angiotensin-converting enzyme-like
Exons: 16
Coding region: 67-1932 (621 amino acids)
Biological process (GO): proteolysis
Cellular component (GO): plasma membrane
Molecular function (GO): metallopeptidase activity; peptidyl-dipeptidase activity
Source: RefSeq, a predicted model, not a curated record
AGUGUUCAUCAAGAAGUGAAGGGGGGUGUACGUGUCCUCUCCUUCCUGCUACCACUGUACUGAAGCAUGUGGCGUGUGGCAGCUGUGGUGGUGGUGGUGGUGGUGGGCUGUGGUGCAGUGGAUUGGGGUGCCGAGGAGGAGGCGGUACAGUUACUAGGGGAUUACCACAAGGAAGCUGGCCACGUGCUGAACGAGUACGCUAAAGCUCUCUGGGACUAUGCCACCAAUAUUACCCUCCACAACACUGAGAGGAAGAAAGAAGCGUCGGCCAGAACCAGACAGUUUAAGGACAAGUGGAGCAAAAGGUCACGUAACUUGGCUGACCUUGACCUGACCAAUGACACAAGAAGGAUGAUUAAAAAGGCUUUCCAAAUACAACUUAAUGAAGAAGAUGGGAGGAAUUUAUCACAAGUCCUCUCUAAUAUGUCUACAAUAUACUCUACAGCUCAAGUUUGUCUACAUGGGAAGGGAUGCGUGGGGCUGGACCCGGACCUCACGAAUUUAAUGGCGAACUCUCGUAAUUAUUCUGAACUGCUGGAAAUAUGGAAAGGGUGGCGAGAGAGUGUGUCCAGAGAGAUUAAACCGUAUUAUCUUCAAUAUUUGGAUCUGAUGAACAAAAUGGCAAGAUUAAAUAAUUUUAGUGACGCUGGGGAAAUGUGGCGAGAUAAGUACGAGACCCCAGCCUUUGAAGCAGCAAUGGAAGAUCUAUACAAGGAAGUCCGACCGCUGUACCUGCUCAUCCACGCUUACGUCAGGAGAAGAUUGAGACAGCACUACCCUCAGAUUGAGCCACGUGGAGCCCUGCCCGCUUGUGUUCUGGGAGACAUGUGGGGCAGGUUCUGGCGUAACAUCUCCCCGCUGGUCACGCCGUACCCCGACCUGACCCAGCUGGACGUGACCUCUGAGCUGGUGCGCCUCAACCACACUCCACACACUAUGUUCAGAAUGGGAGGGGAAUUCUUUACCUCAAUGGGACUCAAGCCUCUGCCAAACACGUUCUGGACACGUUCUAUGUUGGUCAAGCCGGAAGGUCGUGAGGUCGUGUGUCACCCUACGGCCUGGGACUUCUAUGACGGGAAGGACUUCAGGAUCAAGAUGUGCACGCAGGUAAACAUGGAAGACCUUCAAACAAUUCACCACGAGCUGGGCCACGUGCAGUACUUCAUGGAGUAUGCCCACCUGCCGCUGACAUACAGGAACGGCGCUAACGGGGGUUUCCACGAGGCAAUCGGGGAGCUGGUCGGAAUGGUGGUCGAGACUCCGCAGUACCUCACCAAGAUAGGGCUCCUUCCCCACCGCCCCGCAGGCCCAGAAAUGGAGGUGAACCAGCUGAUGUGGGCAGCUCUACAGACAGUGACCACCCUCCCCUUCCACUUGGUUCGUGAUGUGUGGAGGUGGCGCGUGUGGAGGGGAGAUGUGGAGGAGGCGAAGUAUAAUGAAGAUUUCUGGAGACUAAUGCUGGAGUACGCUGGAGUGAAGCCGCCAGUUCCCAGGACGGACAAGGACCUAGACCCUCCUGCGCUAUUCCACGUUGCAAAUAACUAUGACAUGAUCCGAUAUUUCACCAGAACCAUCCUUCAGUUUCAAAUCCUGGAGGGGCUGUGCAGGGCGGCAGGACACCAGGGCCCUCUUCACACCUGCGACCUGCACGGCUCUGAGAAGGCUGGCAGGCUGUUGGCGUCCGGUUUGGCAUUAGGGAGCUCAAAACCCUGGCCGGAGGUGCUUAAAGUCCUCACAGGGUCUUCUACCAUGAGUACUAAGCCCUUAAGGGAGUUUUUUGCCCCAUUAGAACACUGGAUAAGGACUGAAGGACUAAGGGAUAAUGAGACGAAGGAAAGUGAGCAAGGAGUGGGAUGGGGACAAGAUUGGAUGGCAUUAAGUGUUCUGGGAAAUUCUUCAGCUUGUUUGGGUAAGCUUGGAAUAAAUUGUUGAUUAAAAAGAUGGUGGAAAAAUAACUAUGUGGGAAUUUAAAUAAUGAGUCAAGGGAAAGUGAGAUGAAGGAUAAUAUAGGGAGAAGAUGAAGCGAAAUUUAGUGUUCUAGUACAUUUUUCGGCUCGUUCAGGUUGGGUUUGGAUAAAUUGCACAAAAAAAAGGCAAAAAAAAAAAAAAAGUGGGAAUAUAGAUAAUGAGCCGAGAAAGUGAUGCAAGGGAUAAUGAGCCAAGAGUCGGAUUGUGAGGAUAUUACGUGAUAUUGAGAGUUCUGGGAAAUUUUUCGGCUUAUUUAGGUAAGUUUUGAAUAAAUUGCAUAUAAAGAAAUGUUUAAAAAAAAAAUGAAAAUAUAAAAUUAAUGAGCCGAGAAAACUAUGCAAGGGAUAAUGAGCAAAGAGUCGCAUAGGGGGAACAAUAAACGAAAUUAAGCGUUCUGGUUAAUUCCUCAGCUUGUUUACAUAAGUUUUGGAUAAAUUGUUAAUUAUAAAAAGAAUGAGAAAAAAUAACUGUGUGAAAAUAUAAAUAAACGUGAUUAACUUGAGCUUUGUGGAGAAAAUUAAUCUUUUGCUACUAACAUCAUCAUAACAAACUAAUAUUUUCCAUUUCCUAGCUUUACUUAACACAAUUACUUUAUUUCAAGCUGCAGCAUUUAUUUAUUCUAACAAAACACACCUUAUUUCUUCAUUGACAGGUAAUAAGUAACUGAGCCACACAAAGAUCAAGAUCAAGGUGCGGCUCAUUCUUGGAGAAGCAACCCUGACUUAUGAUAACCUAGCCAUGCUGUUUUAGACCCGUGCUUGUCGCUCUCUUUCUCUCUCUCUCUCUUUCUUCCUCUUCCUCUUCCUUCUUUCUUUCUUGUGUAUGUGAAUGAAAUAAAUAAAGGAAUGAUGCUUGCUUAUCAUUAUUAUUAUUAUUUGUUAUUAUUAUUAUUAGUAGUAGUAGUAGUAGUUUAUUUACGAUGUUUGUGUGUUGUCAGUGUGGUUAAUUAAUGCACGGCGGAGCUUCAAUCAAUAAAUAAAUCAAUAAUAUUAGAAAUCCUUUAAGUUCUUGUAAUAAUAAAUGAAUCUUGUCUG